Messenger RNA from Syngnathus typhle (broad-nosed pipefish), 1307 nucleotides. RefSeq names its product microfibril associated protein 2 (gene mfap2). Gene Ontology annotation, biological process: embryonic eye morphogenesis. Bases 145 to 648 code for a protein of 167 amino acids. The transcript has 9 exons. Gene Ontology annotation, cellular component: microfibril. NCBI's taxonomy places the organism in Eukaryota, Metazoa, Chordata, Actinopteri, Syngnathiformes, Syngnathidae. The record is from RefSeq and is a predicted model, not a curated record.
GCUGGACGGGGAGGAGACUCGACAUGCGGGGUGGUGCAAUGUGGCGCUGUAAAGUCCUCCAGCACUCACGGGGUGCACAAAGGUGGAGGACAGUCGCAGCACAUUGAUCCAGUUUUGUGAGUCUGACUUCCUCCCAGAGUGACCAUGAGAGCCCUCCUCUUGUUCUGCAUGCCAGUUGUGCUGCUUGCCCAAGUCCAGUACCAGGAACCAAUUCCUUUUAUUGAGGACUACGGUGAUUAUUUCCCAGAGAAUUCCUAUUCUGAGAAUCACGAUUCUGUUGCCGGAAAUUUCCAGCAGCAGGUUCGAGUGGAUCCCGUGAUCCGUCCAGAAAAAACAGAGAAUGAUUUGGAGACGGAGCCCACAGAGCCCGGACCUCUUGAUUGCAGAGAGGAGCAGUAUCCUUGCACUAGACUUUAUUCCGUGCACAAACCAUGCAAGCAAUGCCUGAACAGUCUCUGCUUUUACAGUCUGAGGCGUGUGUACGUCAUCAACAGGGAGGUGUGUGUGAGGACCGUGUGUGCACAUGAAGAGCUGCUCAGAGCGGAUCUAUGCCGGGACCAGUUUUCGCGCUGCGGUGUGGCGGCGGUGAGCGGCCACUGCGGGUCCGUGGGGGCGAGCUGUGGGAAGAGCUGCGGUGGUGGUUGCUGAUGGAGACCCCCUUGGAGACAUUAAAUCCACUUUUUUCCUUCCUCACCUUAAGCAGUGUUUCCCAACCUUUCUUAACCCAAGGCACAUAUUAGCUUACUUGUCACGUGGCUCACGGAAAAAUUUAGUUUGGCUGUCAUGAUAGGUCGCUGGUAUAAUAGAUCAACAAAUUUCUACUAAGUCAGUAAUACUUUUUGGAUUGAUCAAAUAUUUCUUCCGUACGAGCUUGUAUUUGGGAAUCACUGCUAUAAUGUCUCAUACCAUUUGUCACGCACCAUCUUUAGCCCCGCCCCUUCUCUCACAUGUACAACUGUUUGUAUGGGAUCAAUAUACUCCAAAGAAUGUUUGAUGAUUGUACAAAUCACUGGUGCUAUAAACUCAUCACACUGGUGCUGUAUUAGAGAUGCGACCAGCUGCGGAGAUCUCUUUUUUUUGGCAUACUGUACCGGCCGUAUUAAUCGCUUGUUGUUUUCUUAUACUGUACUUAAAAGAAAAAAAAGAAGUCAUUCACUCAAAGCAGUCACUGACAUCAGCCAAGAAGAUGACCUCAGCUUUUUGCAGCAAGUGUGCAAAAAAUGCUUUGAGAAAACUUCUCCCAAAGCGCUAUACUGCUGCUUUGAAAAUCACGAUUAAAAGAUAAUAAAAGAUAUUUUUUGUUUUGA